AUGAUGAUGACGUGCCGUCUGCAGUGCGCCCUGUUGGUGCUCGCCCUGUGCUGCUGCCCGUCCGUGUGCGUGACGCAGAGUGGAGAUGCAACAGGUAAAGGUGGAAAGGAUUCCGAUCAAAAUGAUGAAAACACCGGGGGACGAGGUCAGGCGAGGGAUCAGCCCAUUAUAACCCCUCAGCCACAGACAAACGAAAAAGGAAAAGAAAUAAACCAUGUACCGGAUACGGUGUCUCAUACGUCACAGACAAAGGCUAAAGUAACCGAAUUGGAACAGUCGCAAAGGAAUCUCAAUGAUACGAAACUGGAACAAGAAGGUGAGAAAUCCACUAAUGAAAAGGCGGAAAAUGCGAACACUAACACGUCAAAUGAACAAAAAAAGGCCGCCGCACCAACUACGACCACGACGACCACUACAACAACGACGACGACCACUGCGCCAGAGGCACCAAUUACGUCUACAGAGGCGCCAACCACGACGACCACCCGCGCACCGUCACGUCUUCGCGAAAUGGACGGCAGCCUCAGCAGCUCUGCGUGGAUGUGUGCCCCGCUGCUGCUCGCCGUAUCCGCGCUGGCGUACACCGCUGUGGGCUGA
Molecule: messenger RNA, 597 nt
Organism: Trypanosoma cruzi
Lineage: Eukaryota; Euglenozoa; Kinetoplastea; Trypanosomatida; Trypanosomatidae
Product: mucin TcMUCII, putative
Exons: 1
Coding region: 1-597 (198 amino acids)
Source: RefSeq, a predicted model, not a curated record